Lasiodiplodia theobromae is the source of this 879-nucleotide messenger RNA. RefSeq names its product 3 exoribonuclease. The transcript has 3 exons. Gene Ontology annotation, cellular component: nuclear exosome (RNase complex); cytoplasmic exosome (RNase complex). Gene Ontology annotation, biological process: U4 snRNA 3'-end processing; exonucleolytic trimming to generate mature 3'-end of 5.8S rRNA from tricistronic rRNA transcript (SSU-rRNA, 5.8S rRNA, LSU-rRNA); U1 snRNA 3'-end processing. Bases 1 to 879 code for a protein of 292 amino acids. The record is from RefSeq and is a predicted model, not a curated record. NCBI's taxonomy places the organism in Eukaryota, Fungi, Ascomycota, Dothideomycetes, Botryosphaeriales, Botryosphaeriaceae.
AUGCCUCGUGAAGCGGAACUUUCGCUCAAUGAGCGCGAGUUCAUUCUCCAGGCCCUUGGCGAAAACAUUCGCCUCGAUGGCCGCGCCUUCGACGCCUUCCGCGACCUUGAAUUGACUUUCGGCGAUGAGUACGGCGUUGCUGAUGUCCGUUUGGGCAAGACUAGAAUACUGGUUCGCGUCUCCGCAGAUGUUACGGCACCUUUCGCGGACCGCAAAUUCGAUGGUGUCUUCAACAUCAGCACCGAGUUCUCACCAAUGGCCUCGCCCGCCUUCGAAGUAGGCCGGCAGACGGAGGCUGAGGUUAUCCUCUCGCGAAUCCUCGAAAAGGCCAUUCGCCGCAGCGGCGCCCUCGACACCGAAUCCUUAUGCAUCGUCGCCGGCUCGAAAUGCUUCUCCGUACGCGCCGAUGUGAAUAUCCUCGACCACGACGGGAACCUCAUCGAUGCUUCCUGCAUCGCCAUCAUCGCCGCAUUGCAGCACUUCCGCCGCCCGGACAUCGCUGUGGAAGGAGAGAAGGUGACGGUCUUUAGCCCGAGAGAGCGCGAGCCUGUACCACUCUCGAUGCUGCACCAUCCGCUCUGUGUCACUUUCUCGUACUACAACAACGGAGAAACGAUGCUGGUGGACGCCACGGCGGCGGAAGAGCAGGUGCGCGAAGGCGAGAUCAUCAUCACGAUGAACAAAUUUGGCGAGAUCUGCCAGAUCGCAAAGUAUGGAGGCGUACCUGUCGACCCUUUGGCAAUCCUGCAGUGCAACAACGUGGCACUCAGCAAAGUGCAAACAAUCACGAAAUACAUUCAAGGGAAGUUAGAGGAAGACAGCAAGAAGAGGGAUAAGGGAGGCUUGAUGGCUGAGCUUAGCGCUGAGAACGAGAGAUGA